AUGGCAUCUUCAAAGUACAAAUGGCAUUCAUUCUCAGUGGAAGAGUUCCCAUUCAAACGACAAAAAGUAUCUCGAGCCUGUCAACUAUGCCGACAAAAGAAAAUGCGGUGCGACGGCAAGAAGCCAUGUGCACGCUGCGAUCAACAUGAUAGCCCAUGUGUAUACGACGAACAAACCAAUCGGCGUACACCCACUGCACGAAAGGUUAAGCACGAAGACGACGUUUCAAAUAGCGAUUCUAGUGGAGCAGGUGGAGCAGCAGUAGCAGAAUCUAAGCAUGGUAUCAAUCAUGCCGAUACGAAGCAAUGCUAUCAUCAUCAUCAUCAUCCAUCAUCACCUAUACCGUCAACAUCUCCCAUAUCAAAAAAGCAGCAUUUGGACGAGCAAUAUAUCAGAAAGCAUUUGAAACGGAUAUCAUUUACCAACGCAAUGUAUGAAUCAAUGCGACAACAUCCACGCACCAAUGCUAUCACACGCAGCUAUCUUUUCGCCACUUCACUCCCCCCUCUUAUGCUUGAUUUCUUCAAUCUGACAUCUCAACCCUUUCAAAUAUGGACAUCAUUUACUCGACAUUUUCGUGAAUGGAUGCGAUUGAAUACGAUUGAGACUAGUGAUGCCGUGACACACGAAGCAUUAGCGCUGUUUGCAAAACACAAUCUCCUGUAUGGAUCCCUGUUUGAUUUUGGUGAAUUGAACCAUAGCCUCACAUCUGGAUUCCUGAUGCAGGUACAAGCUAUUCAAGACGAGGAUUCUCCCAACACCAUGAUCCUAUGCGCUAUCCUGAGUCUCGUGUUUUAUGCAGCCUUUCAAUCACUCGCCACUUCAUACCAAGAUAUCGCUCAACGUUUGGAGGAUUGUGCAAAUCUAUGUUUCCAGGAAGCCCAACGACGCUUUUUACGAGAUACUUUUAUGUCAACAUCAAGAGAAUUGGAUCGUGAAUGGUUAUUGCAAUUGACGCGUGUAUCAGUAUUGCUCACCCAUUACGCGUGUACGGCCAUUGAUGAGGAGGCGGCUUAUAUGACAUUGCGACUGGGGAUUGGAUAUGCAGCACGAUGUUCAUUGACAUCAUCGAACAACAACAUGAUGCAUGAUGCUGAAUUGGAUGUGGACGAAUGCAAACGAGUCAAGAGAUUGCUCAGCGUGCUUGAUGCAUGGCAGACCUGGUUAUCGUUUUAUUUGCAUCGAGACGACUGGAUCAUCGAAAGCUUAACUGGAAUCGGGAGCAGCAGCGACCCACCCAUUGAAAACAAGGCUGUUGAUUGUAAUCCAGGAAACCAGUCAUGGGCUAUCUAUGCCACUCAAGCGUAUACGGACUUUUUAAAGCGAGUAUCAAGCACAAAUAUGACGCUUCAGGAUAUCAAGCAACGAAUCAAUCAUCUUGCGUGUUGGUCGCAGCAACAGCAACCACCAACCUCGUUGCCAGGCAACGAAUCACUGGAUGAGGAGCCACAGCAGCAGCAGCAGAUAUUACCAACCACAAGUCCAACAUCGAUUCUCGCUUUAUACCAUCAUACGCUCGCCAUUCAACUUUAUUUUUGUCAGAUACCACAAUCAUUGCAAUUCUUCAUACACCAACAAAAGACGAUGAUGAAUCAGGAUGAUGAUCCACCAGCCAAUGAAAGCAGCAAUUACAUGCUUGAUUUAUGCGACGCGGCAGCAGCAGAGAUUGUACAUAUCGUUGAUAACCUUACUGUUGAAUAUCCAACCACGUCACCUGAUGAGAAUGCACGAACGGCAUCUCGUGAACCGAUUGCACAUGCUGUGUUAUACCCCAUAUUCCUUGCAGCAUCCAUGAGUGUGUUGUGCCUGAAAUUACGGCGACCUUCUCCAACAGCUGAUAUGCAAGACGCUAGUGAUACAAAGGUUAUUGGAAAUCGGGAUGAGGAUAUGGAAUUUGCCACAUCAGCGACAAAGGAGGAGAGCCUGACAAUGACACCUCUACGCAAGCUACAACGAUUGUUGCAUCCUAUUUGCUCGCAGAUCGAUGUCGCCAACGUGAUUACUCGUCCAUUGGGUGGAAUUCAUGCUACAACGAAUGACAUAGCCACCACCACCACGACAAAAACAGAGAUGGGUCAUCAACAUGUUGCUGAUAGUGGAUGUUCAAUGGAUGUUACAACACCUAUGUUAAGCACUGCUUCAGUACAACAACAACAGAGGAUGAUGAUGAGAGCACCACCACGGCAUAACGAGCAACUAUGGCCAGCAACAACAACAGCUGAUCUCGAUCACUCGGCAGCAUUAAUAGAGGAUCAGGCAUUUUACAGUGAUUCAAUGACUUCACGUGGGAUGGUGCAUGUAAUGUCACGACGCAAUGAUAUCGACCGUGAGCAGCUUGAAAAGUUAUCACAUAAACGCGAUCUUCACUAUAAUACCACAGGUGUUACGAGUACAUUGUCAUCAUCCAUGGACGUCUUUGGUGUUUAUGCUGCAGCACCUCCGGCACCGCCUUUACCAGUUUCAUCCAUGUACUUUGGUAACACUAGCAAACAAGUAACCAUGCAACAGCAAGCGAUGCCAACUACUUUGCACCAUCAUCAUCACCACAAUUUCUCGGGACAAAAACGACAGCAUCCCUUGCAACACCAACAACAGCAUAUGCAACAACAAUACCAAACAAAGCGGAUACGUGGUCACAGCACAUCAUCUUAUGAAUCAAUGAUGCCAAUGAAUUAUCUUCGAGGAGGAACUGCUGCUGCUGCUGCUGCUGCGGCAGUAGCUAUUUCACCUACCACGCCACGACGCUUUUCAUAUGGCAGCAGUAGUGGCACCAACAUGACCGAGUAUCCUGAUCAAGUGGCCUUUAACAUGUAUACGAAUGAUUACUUUCAACUAAUGGACAUGAGUGAACCACCACCCACGCCUGAGCCUGCGUUGACAGUGGCAGCAGCAGCAGCAGCGGCAGCAGCAGCGGGUGGAGGAGGUAGUAUGGCACCUUCAUCAUCCACAGUAGUAGCCAAUGGAAUGAGCAGCAGCAAUAGUAGCCCUGCCAUGUUUUCUAUGGGUCCACCGGCAGCUGCCACAGUAUCAACAACAACAACCAAUAAUAGUACACCAUUGCUUCCAAAACCGAAUCCCAAGAAACGAGUCCAAACGGUACGUAAAAGCUGGGCAGGACAACAAAAGGAAACGGAGCCAUUUCAUGGAUCAAUGAUGGAGACAUUGCAUAUGGGAGGUGGAGGUGGUCAUACAAGCAAUACGGCAGCGGCUGCGGCAGCUAUGAUGGAUUCGUUCCUUUCAUCAACGGCUUCCACAUCCCCAACCGUCACAGCUACCAACACUGAACAACAACAGCAACAACAAUCCAGCACGCUCGCUAAUGAUGAUAACAACAACAUGUGGUAUUUUAUUGAAUCGGCUCGUUUUGCUCAAGCGCCUACAGCUGCUGCUGCUGCUGCUGCUGCUGCUGCACCCACACCCACACCCACAGCUUCAUGGCCAUCAUCAUCCCGCAAUAGUAAUAGGCAGCAGCGACAAGUGUAUCAUCAUCAUCAACACCAUCAUCAUCAUCAUGCAAAAAUAAGGCAACAUCAUUACCCACCAGCACGUCAACCUACACCAUCCUCAUCCUCAUCUUCAGCGGCAAUGCUCAAUCAAGAUUCGUGGAUCGCUCUAUCUCCCCAUACAACAAGCAAGGUGGAUCCAACAAGCGACCAAGAUAUGCUGGAUGCAACAACAUUCGAAUAG
Molecule: messenger RNA, 3687 nt
Organism: Lichtheimia ornata
Lineage: Eukaryota; Fungi; Mucoromycota; Mucoromycetes; Mucorales; Lichtheimiaceae
Exons: 3
Coding region: 1-3687 (1228 amino acids)
Biological process (GO): positive regulation of transcription by RNA polymerase II
Cellular component (GO): nucleus
Molecular function (GO): sequence-specific DNA binding; DNA-binding transcription factor activity, RNA polymerase II-specific; zinc ion binding
Source: RefSeq, a predicted model, not a curated record